GAUUGAGUGCCCUUACUCUGUCCUUGUUUAUCUUGAUUUAUAUAUUAUCAUAGAAAGGAAAGGAAGAAAGUGAGCCAUGAAAUGUCCUGAAGCGUUUAUAUUUUUUUUCAAGGCAGCCAGGCACCAGCCACAGCAGGAAUACAACAGCGGCAGCGACUCGAUUUGCCCUAGCCGUCGGCCGCGGUCUACCACCACCACCAAGGUCGUGAUGGAUACUCAGCUUCUGAGCUUUAACCAGACCAACCUUUCUAUUAAACCCUUGCAGACCCCACCUUUUCGCUUCGCCGGCGUUCACAAUUUUAAUUAUCCUCGAUCUCUUUCCUUUGCCAAAGUUACUGCCUUUGAAUUCUGAAUCUGUCUUGCAUUUCGAAAUAUAUCCUUAUACUGUAAUUGCAUUGAAUGCUGUUUCAGGAUUGAGUUUCAACAGAAUAAGGUGUGCAAUGAAGUCUUAUAAGUUAU
This is a messenger RNA of Rubroshorea leprosula, 459 nucleotides long. The record is from the annotation of a GenBank genome assembly. Lineage: Eukaryota; Viridiplantae; Streptophyta; Magnoliopsida; Malvales; Dipterocarpaceae.